Molecule: messenger RNA, 2295 nt
Organism: Candida tropicalis MYA-3404
Lineage: Eukaryota; Fungi; Ascomycota; Pichiomycetes; Serinales; Debaryomycetaceae
Exons: 1
Coding region: 1-2295 (764 amino acids)
Source: RefSeq, a predicted model, not a curated record
AUGAAUGAUAGUUUUAUUAAUAAUAAUGAGAAUGAAGUUACAAUAUUAAGCCAACAAAGCACUUAUUUAACUACUCCAAACUCAAAAUUAAACAAACCUUUAUCAAAUAACAACUCCCCUACUCCGAGAAGUCUAUCACCUUUACGAAGGAAGCAACAGCAACAAAAUACAGCGGAUUUGACUAUAAAGGAUUCAGUAAGAAGUGGCAAUUCAGCCACUAAUACAAGCAGUUCAUCUUCAACAACAACAACAACUUCACAGGAUGAAUUUAAAAUUUUACAAAGAAACUUUGCUGACUCAUUACUCAAUUAUAAUGUAUUGCAGAAUGAAAACAAACGAUUGGAACAUGAAUUGAAUUUGAAACGGGUUCAAUUGGAUAGUCAACAAGAGAAAAUGGAGUUUUAUGAACAAUCUUUAAAAGAGUUGGAAAUUGAUUCAAUUCAUAAACAAGAAAUCUUGACUAAACAAAUUGAGAUGUACAAGAAAAUGAUUGACAAUUUACAAGCAAAAGUGUUUGAAUUAAAUCAAGAAUUAGAAAAGAAGAAAUUGCAGCAAAAUCAUAAUGAUGUUGAUUUACCCUUUGAUGAAGAAUUGAUUCAUAAAUAUGAGAAACUUGUUAGAGAUUAUAAAAUCCUUGAUAGUCAAUUUGAAGUUGAAAAGAAAUCAAAGUUGGUGUUAAUUGAUCAAAUUGAAUUUCUUUCCCAUAAAAAUGAAGAUUUGGUCAAACAAAUUGAAACUCCUACUACUGAAGAUGCCAUUGAUGAUUAUUUGGUUGAUCUAACUGAUAAUGCGACUCAUACCAUGCAUGAAUUAACUGAUGAUGAAUAUAUGGAAGAAGAAGAUGAAUGUGACUACACUCAAGAUUCGAUACUUUCACCUGGUUUAAAUAUUGGAAACAGUGCUCAAUCUUCCCCUAUCAAACAACAACAAAACUACGAUGAUUCAAACUCCUCAGUUAAAGUAUCUCAUGAUUUCCAAUUUCCUCCUUCUCCAGAGAAAAAUUGCAAAGAUCCAAAAAGACAAUCACUACCUAGUGAAUUAAGAAGAACUCUGAAAGUAUCGGAGAAUUCUGAAUUUGUAUUAUCACCAUUUAAAUUGACUCCAUCUUAUUUAUCUGCAGCAGAAGAUACUGGAGUUUUCCCUGAUACCCAUGUUGUUAAAAGAUAUUCUGCCACCAAGCCAACCCAUUCACGUUAUAAUAGUCAUGAUAUAUUACCAAUUAAAGUUGAAUUUGAAAAAGAAUCAGGAAAUAUAAGAAGUACAUCAGUGCCUGAGAAAGUGUUGAGAAAUCAACUGAUUUGUGCAAUUAUUCAAGAAAAUAAUACCGAAUCUGCUAAGAAAGAUCAUAGAAAGGGUACUUUAUCUGCAUUAACUGGAUGUGAUGUUGUUGAUGAAGAACUAAAUUCGUUAUCCAAUAAUUUUGAGCACAAUGCAAGUGAACACGAAUUGGGAUCAUUAUCAUCAUCUAAAAGAUCUAGUUAUAUAACUGGUGGAAGUGGUGGUGAUGAUAAAACACGACAAGAAAUAACAAAAUUGAAGUUUGAAUUACAAUCAUUGAGAUUACAUAAUGAGAAAUUGUUAUCAUUCAUUGGAUUUGAAUUACAGAAACAAAAGAACAACAUUAAGAGAUUGUCUAAAAAACAAUCGAAUAGAACAUUGGGAUUAGCAUCGAAUAAUAGAAACAUUGAAUAUUCCGAUGCUAAAUUAAUUGAAAGAUCAAAAGAUAUUUUAAUAAAUAAAAAGAGAGUAUUAAGAUCUGUGUCGAUAAAUACAGGAUUUACUGAUAGGCUUGCUAGUGACCCAAUCAAUAAUUUAGGAUUAAUGCAACCACACCAGCAGAAUUUGUCAUCCCCACCACUUGAUUCGAAUUAUGAUAAGGGAUUUGUUGACAUUGAAUCCUUGACUAAUAAUCCUACCCAUCAUUUAAAUGAUAAAAUGAUUAAAAAAUUUGCAUCUCAAGUAUUUAACAAUACACCCGCAUUGUAUGAAUUUGAUCUGGAUAGUGACUUUGAAAACACUGCCAACUGGGAAAUUGAAGAAGAGGAGGAAGAGGAAGAGGAAGAAUUGACCAGUUCAUCAGAUGAAGAUAUUGGAGUGUUUAAUCAAAUUAAACAAUUAGUUAUUGGUGGACAAACAAUUAAAGAUAAAAAAUUAAAGAAGCGAAGAGGACAUAAUGAUAAGAAUGAUCAUUUAGUGGAUGAUACAUUGAAAUUUAAAUUCAUGACUAUCGCUCUAGGUAUUGUUAUAAUUGGUUUGAAAUUAACCCCACAAAAUUCUUCUACAAUUGCAAAAUAG